Molecule: messenger RNA, 1070 nt
Organism: Vanessa tameamea
Lineage: Eukaryota; Metazoa; Arthropoda; Insecta; Lepidoptera; Nymphalidae
Gene: mtTFB1
Product: Mitochondrial Transcription Factor B1
Exons: 1
Coding region: 1-1020 (339 amino acids)
Biological process (GO): rRNA methylation; transcription initiation at mitochondrial promoter
Cellular component (GO): mitochondrial matrix
Molecular function (GO): mitochondrial transcription factor activity; rRNA (adenine-N6,N6-)-dimethyltransferase activity
Source: RefSeq, a predicted model, not a curated record
AUGGCUGCAGCGAAACAAGCAUUAAAAAUUAGAUUGCCUCCUCUACCUAGCAUCAAGGAUGUCAUCAAGUUGUAUAAGUUACGCGCAAUACGUGAAUUAUCGCAGAAUUUUCUCAUGGAACCAAGGUUAAUUGAUAAAAUAGUUAGAGCUGCUGGGCACAUAGAGAAUAAUGUAGUUUGUGAGGUAGGACCAGGUCCGGGCGGUAUAACGAGGUCCAUCAUCCAGCAAGGACCGAGGAAACUUGUUUUGAUCGAGAAAGAUCCACGAUUUAUACCCACCUUAGAACUUUUAGCAGAUGCAUGUAGAGGCAAAGUAGAUGUAGAUAUUGUUACCGGUGACAUUUUAAAAACUGAUAUUUCACAAUUUCUUCCAGAAGAUACUAAACACGAAUGGACAGAUUCACCUCCACCAAUAAACUUAAUAGGCAACUUGCCUUUCAGUGUUUCAACAAUUUUAAUGGUCAGAUGGUUAGAAAUGAUUUCCAAAAGAGAAGGGCCUUGGUCUUUUGGCCGUGCCAGAAUGACAUUAACAUUUCAAAAGGAAGUUGCUGAAAGAAUGGCUGCCUGCAUAAUGGAUAAGCAGAGAUGCAGAUUAUCUGUUAUGUGUCAGAAUUGGUGUAGUGUAAAAUAUAAGUUUGAUAUUCCUGGCGCUGCUUUUGUUCCUAAGCCAGAUGUAGAUGUUGGUGUGGUCACAUUGACUCCAAUGAAGCAGCCUAUAAUAAAAUUGCCCUUCAAGCUUAUUGAAAAAGUUGUGCGACAGAUAUUUUCUAUGAGACAAAAAUAUUCUAUUCGUGGAGCCCAAACUUUAUUUCCAGAGGAAGUGCGUGAAGAAAUGGCCCUAAGAAUGUAUAAAAUGGCAGAGAUUGACCCAAUUACCAGACCCUUUCAAAUAGCUACAGGAGAAUUUGGACGAUUAUGUGAAGCUUAUAAUGAAAUCAUCAAGAUAUAUCCUGAAUUUGAAAAUUAUGACAUGAGAGCUCCGAAGAAAAAAAUUGAUGCUGACGUUGAGGCAAUAACAUAAUUAUUAUUUGUAUAUAGUAGGUAAAAUAAAGUAUUUCUGUUUAGUCAAAA